Messenger RNA from Ipomoea triloba (trilobed morning glory), 693 nucleotides. RefSeq names its product DNA-directed RNA polymerases II, IV and V subunit 8B-like. The record is from RefSeq and is a predicted model, not a curated record. Gene Ontology annotation, cellular component: RNA polymerase II, core complex; RNA polymerase III complex; RNA polymerase I complex. Gene Ontology annotation, biological process: DNA-templated transcription. The transcript has 5 exons. Bases 80 to 517 code for a protein of 145 amino acids. Gene Ontology annotation, molecular function: DNA-directed RNA polymerase activity. Lineage: Eukaryota; Viridiplantae; Streptophyta; Magnoliopsida; Solanales; Convolvulaceae.
CUCGAUUACUGAAUUUGUUCUUCUCUGAUUCGACGCUUCUUCUCUCAGUUCAGACUUCAGAUCAUCUUCCUGGUUCAGGAUGGUUGAGACCCUGUUUGAGGAUAUUUUUACAGUAACUAACAUAGACCCAGAUGGGAAAAAGUUCGAUAAAGUGAAUCGCAUUGAGGCGAGGAGCGAGCAGUUUGAAAUGUUUAUGCAAUUAGAUAUAAACACAGAGGUAUAUCCUAUCCACCGAGAAGAGAAGUUUAUGAUGGUUCUGGCCUCCACAUUAAACUUGGAUGGGGCACCAGAUUCUGGUUACUUUCUUCAGGGAAACAGGAAAUCACUUGCUGACAAGUUUGAGUACGUGAUGCAAGGAAAGCUGUACAGGAUAUCGGAGGAAGGCUCGGGAAGGCUUGCUAAAGCGGAUAUAUACGUUUCGUUCGGUGGACUUCUGAUGCAGCUGAGGGGAGAUCCAUCGAUAGCAGCUAAAUUCGAGCUCGACCAGAGGCUGUUCAUUCUCAUCAGGAAAGUUUGAAGCUUUGAAGUCUUUUUUCUGAUGGAUCGGAUACUGUUGUUAUCUGAUGUUAUUCGUCAGUCUAACCUUUGGGCUUGUUCAUGAACAUGAUGUAAUAAUAAAGAUGACAAAGUGCUAUGUUGUUUGCAGAUGAUGCUCUGUUGGCUCAUAAUAAUGCUUUUUAAGAUUCUAUCUUC